CCGCGCGGUGUCUCGCACCGAUCGCAAUCAGGCGUUUGUGUCGUCUAGCGCACAUCACCGUGUGCUUACCUAGCGCGCAUAUAAAAACGGAGCCUUCCGCUCACAUGGAGAGAUGCACCUUCUGCUGCCUUGUGUGUGGCGUCUCCGCUGCAGAACUGCUGGCCCCAAGAAACCAAGUUAAACUUUCUUUUUGUUAAGCUUCUCGAUCGUACCCAUACAAAAAGCUUUCUGUCCAGGAGAAGCAAACCCGGGCUUCUUCUUGGGGGCCGGCCAACUGGAGUCUCCUUGAUCAAGUUGUCUGUGCUGUCCCUUUUCCUGUGGUGAUCUUUCCCCCAUUUGGUCCACCUUUCUGUUGGUUUGGGUGCUUUGAGUUCUAGGUGGUGUGUGCUUGAAGAAGAUACUCGUCGUGGGGCAUCCCGUCGACUGAGAAUGUUGCGCGAAAGAUGGCAGGGAUGCGUGUUUCUGCUCGCCCUUCUUCUCUCGAAUGCGUCAGGCACAACUUCUCUGGGAGUUCUUCCGUCGGACUUGGCGAAAAUCGUGCAGUCUAAGCAGACGAAGCAAGCGCGCGUGUGCGGGGCAGACCACCGGCUGCUGCGAUCCCUCGCCAACACGGGAGAAGAGGUCAUUCUCACGAUCCCGAACGAGCAGCUGCAGCACAUGGCCGAGUUCCGGGAAGAGGCCGACCUCUGGGUCGCCGCCAACGUGGUGCCGUUCCUCCCCGCGACCAGGAUCACGCACAUCUUGGCAGGCAUCAACGUCCUGCAUUCCAGCUCCCAAACAGGGGAGGAAUCCUCCUACCUUCUGGUCCCGGCCAUGCUGAACCUUCACGCUGCGCUCGUCGCCGCCCGCCUCGACGGCCACGUCAAGGUCUCCACCGCGCUGACAUCCGGGGCGGCCGCCACGGGCCACCUGCUGCGGUUCCUCAAGGAGACCGGCUCGCCCUUCUUCCUCCUGAGCGCUCCUAAUAAGGCUACAAACGCCAGAGCCGACCACGUGUACGGCGCGAUGCGGGCGCUCAAGUUUUCGGGCGUCCCGCUGAUCGUGGCGGAAACGGAAUCAGAGGAGCUUGAUGGGAAGCUGGUGUACCGCAGCUACUACAUGGACGGCAGCGGCAGCGGCAGGAGGCGGUCGCUGGCGACGGGGACGUUCUGCGUGGCGCUGCAGAACGCGGACCCGACGGCGCUGCAGGCGGGGCUCAGCUGGGCGUGCGGGCAGGGCCAGGCCGACUGCUCCGCGAUCCAGCCCGGCGGGGCUUGCUACAAGCAGAACAACCUCGCCGCCUUGGCCUCCUACGCCUACAACGACUACUACCAGAAGAACGCCGGCACCGGCGCCACCUGCUCCUUCAACGGCACCGCCACCACCACUGCCACCGAUCCCAGCGCAGGGUCGUGCGUCUUCGAAGGAAGCACGACGGCAGGAGGCUCCAACUCGAGCGUGCCGACCGCCAGCCCUCCGACAAGCCUGGCCCCGCCGUCAGGCCUCACCCCUCCGACCGGCUCGAGCCCGCCGUCCGACUUUGGGCCCCCGGCGGCCGGCUUCGGCCCACCAUCUGGCUUCGGUCCCCCGUCUGGUUUCGGCAGCCCGCCGUCGGCGUUCGGCCCGCCGGGCAGCUUCAACGGGAGCGGGACAUUCGGCCCGAGCGGCACGCUCGAGCCUUACGGCAGCGGGUGUCGCCAUGUCGCAUCCUUGGCUGGCUUGACUCUUCUGUCCGCCGCUCUUCUUGCCGUUCUUGUCGCGUCGCCCGAUCUGAUGUAAAUUAAUUUAUCUGAGUGUGAAUUUGGGUUCGCUCUAGAGAGCUCGUGCAUGCCGUCGUUAGCUAUUACUAUACCGGGAUCAAUCACAUCUUAUGUUGCUCUUGUAGAUGCCAGAUUGCAUAUAUAAGGUGAGAUCUUUGUUGCUUA
Messenger RNA from Brachypodium distachyon (stiff brome), 1904 nucleotides. Its product is annotated as glucan endo-1,3-beta-glucosidase 2. NCBI's taxonomy places the organism in Eukaryota, Viridiplantae, Streptophyta, Magnoliopsida, Poales, Poaceae. The record is from RefSeq and is a predicted model, not a curated record. Gene Ontology annotation, biological process: carbohydrate metabolic process. The transcript is spliced from 6 exons. Bases 430 to 1758 code for a protein of 442 amino acids. Gene Ontology annotation, molecular function: hydrolase activity, hydrolyzing O-glycosyl compounds.